This is a messenger RNA of Arabidopsis arenosa, 1640 nucleotides long. NCBI's taxonomy places the organism in Eukaryota, Viridiplantae, Streptophyta, Magnoliopsida, Brassicales, Brassicaceae. The record is from the annotation of a GenBank genome assembly.
CUUCUUCUUCUCCGUUGAGUGCAUACUUGAUGUGGUUCUUCUCAGUCUGCAACAGACUCAACAAUGGAGUCAAUCUCCUGUUUUGUCUACAAAGGAUAACGCUUUCUCGUGAAUAUGGAUCUUCUAUGGGAAGAUUUGGUCUUUACAAAAGGAUUUCGCCAUUGGGAGAUCCUAAGAUUUCAAUUUUUCCUGUUCUUGACCAAUGGCGUGGAGAAGGAAACUACACAAGCAAAGAAGAGCUUCGUGGAAUGAUUAAAGAGUUGAUUAAGUACAAGAGAUUCGUUCAUGCUCUUGAGGUAUCGCGGUGGAUGUCUGAUAGAAUGUUUUUUCCUCUCUCUCUGACUGAUUUUGGUACACGCAUAAACUUGAUAUCAAGAGUCUGUGGCCUUGGAGAAGCAGAGGUUUUCUUUGAAAACAUUCCCAAAGAUAUGAAAGGUAUUGCGGUCUUCUCUAGUCUUCUUAGCUGCUAUGCACGUGAAAAGUCUGCCGAGAAAGCUGAGAAGCUUGUGGAAGCCAUGAAGGAAGCGGGUGUUUCCAUGGACACACGUUGUUACAACCUUAUGAUGAAUAUGUACUAUCAGAUGAAUGUGCAUGGAAAACUAGAUGAUUUGAUGCUUGAGAUGGAACAGAAUGGAGUCUCUUUUGACCAGUUUACUCUUAGUAUUCGUCUCAGCGCAUAUGCCGCAGCUUCUAAUAUUGAAGGAAUAGAGAAAACCAUAGAAAAGAUAUCAUCAGUGUCUGAAACAGCUAUUGACUGGACCAUUUAUAGCGCUGCAGCGAAUGCAUUCCUCAAAGUUGAGCUCAUCGAUGAGGCAACAAUGAUGCUUAAGAAGUGUGAGGAAUUUGUGAAUGAAGAUAGCGGAAAUGAAGCAUUUCACACGCUCCUGAAACUGUAUGGAGAAACUGGAAGAAAGGAAGACCUUUCCCGAGUCUGGCUCCGUUUUAAAGAAGAGAGAAAAGUUUUCAACAGUGGAUACAAGAUAAUGAUAAGCUCGGCUUUGAAAUUCGGCGACAUUGAAUUAGUGGAGAAGGUUUUUAACCAGUGGGAAUCCGAGAAGCUAUCUUAUGAUUUCCGGAUUCCUAAUCUGUUGAUCAAGUUCUACUGCGAAAAGGGUCUUACCGAGAAAGCCGAGCUACUCUUAAAGAAAGCAGAAGGAAACAGAGUGAGUCCACCUAUGGAUGCGUAUAUUUGCUUAGCAAAUAUUUAUCUUGAGGGUGAUGAAAUUUCCAAGGCAACAGAAGCCAUUGAGCGUGCAGUUUCAACGCAGAUAGAGACCGAACAGAGACUUGAGGCUCAGGGAGAAUUGUUGAAUUCAUGCUUAGCGUGUUUAAGAGGAAAUGGUGAUGGUAGAAAGAGGUUUGGUGAAGUCAUGGAUUCGUUGACAAGUGAGAAUCUCUUCUCUAUUGCAGCACUUGAAAGACUUUCUCAUCAUCUUUCACAAGUUAGAGAAAAUAACAUUCUUUCUUGUUGAAGUCAUUAUGUUUAGGUCAGAUUAAGACCGAGCAGAGAAUUUACCCUCACCUUUUUGCUCAGAUUCACCACCAAAUUCAUACAGUGUAACUUUUACUCCACCAAACUGUCAUAGGUUAAUUUUUGUUGAUGCCAACAUGAGAAUAAUUACUAAAAGUCAUGUAGUUAA